Fukomys damarensis (Damara mole-rat) is the source of this 954-nucleotide messenger RNA. RefSeq names its product chymotrypsin C (gene Ctrc). The record is from RefSeq and is a predicted model, not a curated record. The transcript is spliced from 10 exons. Lineage: Eukaryota; Metazoa; Chordata; Mammalia; Rodentia; Bathyergidae. The coding region runs from base 22 to 894 and encodes 290 amino acids. Gene Ontology annotation, molecular function: serine-type endopeptidase activity. Gene Ontology annotation, biological process: proteolysis.
GGCAGUCCCACCACCCACACCAUGCUGGGCAUCGCGGUCCUCGCUGCGCUCCUGGCCUUUGCCUCCAGCUGCGGGGUCCCCAGCUUCCCGCCGAAUGUGUCUGCCAGGGUGGUCGGGGGAGACAACGCCGUGGCCCACAGCUGGCCCUGGCAGAUCUCCCUGCAGUACCUCAAGGACAGCGAGUGGAGGCACACGUGUGGCGGCUCCUUGAUCAGCAGCCAGCACGUCCUCACCGCCGCCCACUGCAUUGACAAAUCCCUGACCUACCGCGUGGCCCUGGGCAAGAGCAACCUGACAGAGCCGGACGAGGAGGGCUCGGUGACCGUGGGCGUGGACGCCAUCCACGUGCAUGAGAAGUGGAACGCCCUCCUGGUGCACAACGACAUCGCCAUCAUCAAGCUGGCAGCUUCCCAGGGCGGGCGCCUCUCCCACGCCCUCGCCCUCCCGCGGGCUGAGCGCGUCCCCAUGAAACUCCAGCGGGACUCAGAGGUGAAACGCAACCGCAGGAGUCUUAGGGAGAUGCAGGACUGGGACCCCUGCUCGGCCGUGUCCCUGCUCACCGACCGCCCUCUCUCCCCAGCCAACGGCCCCAUUGCCGACGUGCUGCAGCAGGGUCUGCAGCCCGUGGUGGACCACGCCACGUGCUCCAAGUGGUCCUGGUGGGGCUUCCGGGUGACAAACAAGAUGAUUUGCGCCGGUGGCGACGGUAUCAUCUCCGCCUGCAAUGGUGACUCGGGCGGCCCGCUGAACUGCCAAGCGGAGAACGGGUCCUGGAAGGUGCACGGCAUCGUCAGCUUCGGCUCCCCACUGGGCUGCAACACCCGCCAGAAGCCAGUGGUCUUCACCCGCGUGUCUGCCUACACCACCUGGAUCGACCAGAAGCUGCAGCUGUGAUUCCUCCAGGAGCCCCGGCCACCAACCCUGCAACAAUAAAACCUCCGUCCCAGAAGCCUG